Molecule: messenger RNA, 592 nt
Organism: Sipha flava (yellow sugarcane aphid)
Lineage: Eukaryota; Metazoa; Arthropoda; Insecta; Hemiptera; Aphididae
Exons: 3
Coding region: 74-403 (109 amino acids)
Source: RefSeq, a predicted model, not a curated record
AACCCAUAUUAGUAUAUAAAUUGUCCGUUUUAAGAAACUAAAUUAGUAUUUCAGAGGACAGUAAAAUCAAAACAUGAAACGUUUGGGUCAUUUAUUACUGGUGUUUAUUUGCUUGACGUACCUUAUCAUCAUGAUCAACGGUUAUUCGUUACGGCGUUUUCGACCAUUAUACAUCCCUGACGAUAAUUACAAUAUUGAUUUCGAUGAAUCAUCAUUGGCCGAUAACAAACUUUUACUGAAUGCUGGAAGAAAAUUUCCAGAUGACAGUAUAGCGAACGACGCUGUAAGAUCAUCGGAUUCCAACAUAAAUAACAAAAAGAGAAACUCCGAAAUCAUCAGCGCUUUAAUGGGACUACGCAGGGCUGUGUCGAACAACUACGGUGAACAUCAUGUACACGAUUGAAAAUAAUAUUUCAUUUAUGUUUUUUAGUAAACUUAUAAUGACACAAAAAACAAAUUGUAGCGAUUAUUACAACAAUAAAUAUAUAACACAACCAUAGGACAUUUACAAAAGCACUAUAUGUUCAAAACAUUUUUGUUUUUUUAAUAUGUAUUCAAUACGCAUAUUUAUAUGAAUAGUUAAAAUAAAAUU